CAAAAAAAUAAAAGAAAAAAAUUGGAAAAAAAUAAUUAAAUUUGUGGCAAUAUUAUUAUUCAUAAAUGGCGAACCACGGAUUAAGCAACAGGAAUAACGGGCAGCGAUUAGGCAUUACGGAGCCCAUAUCAUUGGGUGGACCAACGGAGUACGACGUGAUGAAAUCCCAGGAACUUGAAAAGUAUUUACAAGAUGCCGGAUUGUAUGAGAGUCAAGAAGAAGCUGUCAGUAGGGAAGAAGUGCUUGGCAGACUAGACCAGAUUGUGAAGUUAUGGGUCAAAACAAUUAGUCGAGCAAAGGGUUUGAAUGAGCAACUGGUGCAAGAAGCAAAUGCGAAGAUUUUCACUUUUGGUUCCUAUCGACUAGGGGUGCAUGGUCCAGGUGCAGAUAUAGACACACUCUGUGUUGGUCCAAGACAUGCAACGCGAGAAGAAGAUUUCUUUGGUGAGCUACAUAGAAUGUUGGUGGAGAUGCCUGAAGUAACAGAGGUGCAUCCUGUACCUGAUGCUCAUGUUCCAGUGCUAAGAUUCAAGUUCAAUGGGGUUUCUAUAGAUCUUCUUUAUGCAAAACUAUCACUUUGGGUUAUUCCUGAGGACUUGGAUAUAUCUCAAGACUCAAUACUGCAGAAUGCAGAUGAGCAGACAGUUCGUAGUCUGAAUGGUUGUAGAGUUACUGACCAAAUUUUGCGGCUAGUUCCAAAUAUUCAGAAUUUCCGAACAACAUUGAGAUGUAUGAGAUUAUGGGCAAAGCGUCGUGGUGUCUAUUCUAAUGUUUCAGGGUUUCUUGGUGGUAUAAAUUGGGCACUGCUUGUUGCUCGGAUAUGCCAAUUAUACCCUAAUGCACUGCCAAAUAUGCUAGUAUCUCGGUUCUUUAGAGUCUACACUCAAUGGCGUUGGCCAAACCCAGUUAUGCUUUGCGCUAUAGAAGAAGGAUCCCUUGGACUUCAAGUUUGGGAUCCUAGAAGAAAUCCAAAGGAUAGGUAUCACUUAAUGCCUAUAAUUACUCCGGCUUAUCCUUGCAUGAAUUCAAGCUACAAUGUGUCAGCAAGUACUUUGCGUAUCAUGUCAGAGGAAUUUCAGAGGGGGAGAGAAAUCUGUGAGGCUAUGGAAACGGACAAGGCUGAUUGGGAUACCCUUUUUGAGCCUUAUCCCUUCUUUGAAGCAUAUAAAAACUAUCUACAGAUAGACAUCAGUGCAGAAAAUGACGAUGACUUGAGAAAAUGGAAAGGCUGGGUUGAGUCUCGCCUCCGUCAACUAACAUUGAAGAUUGAGAGGCACACUUACAACAAGCUGCAGUGUCACCCGCACCCAGGGGAGUUUUCUGACAAAUCCAAACCUUUCCAUUGUAGUUACUUUAUGGGUUUGCAACGAAAACAAGGAGUUCCAGCAAAUGAAAGUGGGCACUUUGAUAUAAGGUUAACUGUAGAAGAAUUUAAGAACUCUGUCAACAUGUAUAUGUUGUGGAAGCCUGGAAUGCUGAUCCACGUAUCCCAUGUAAAAAGGAAAAACAUACCUAACUUUGUAUUUCCUGGUCGAGUUCGACCAGGCCGCCCAGUUAAGAUAACCUGGGACAUGAAGCGGGCUUCAGAACUGAAGGCUUCUGGACUUGCUCAACCAGAUAAGUCAGACGAAAGUAAAACAGUUUUAAAUGGAUCAGAUGAUGGUUCUAAGAGAAAGCGUGUGGAUGACAAUGUUGAGAGCAGUCUCAGAAAUGUCAAGCCGAGAGCUUCCUUUACUGGGGAAGUUCUUGAAGCGAGCUCCCCAAUUAGCACUCUCAGUUCAUCAUCUGUAAAGUUCGACAGUAUGGAUAUGAACAGGUUGGUAGAAUCACAAAGAGAAAAGUCCGAUAACAAUUUUGUAGACAGCUUUAAGAAGUGUGAAAACUCGGCAGACAUCCCAUCUCAAAAUGGUGAAAAUGAAGUGUCAUCCAGAUGCAGUCCACCUACCAAAGCUGUACCUGUAGCUGCUGUUGAUGCAUCAAGCUCCAAAGAAGCAGAGAAGAUGGCUAUUGAUAAUAUCAUGUCUGGUCCAUACGAUUCUCACCAAGCUUUGCCAGAAGAGUUGGAUGAGCUUGAAGAUUUUGAAUACAGAAAUCAAGCCAAAGAUUUUUCUGGUAGCACGAUGGACAGUCAAGUGGAGACUUCAAAGGGAAAUCAACCAGCAGCUCCAAUAACAUCGAACACCGGAACUGGGCCUUCUACUGGUUCAUACUUUAAUGGAGGCUUAGAGGAGCUUGAGCCUGCUGAACUUAUGGCACCAGUUUCCAAUGGAUCCUCUGCACCUGUUGCGCAGCGCAAGCCAAUCAUCAGGUUGAGCCUCACUUCUUUGGCCAAAGCAACCGGAAAAAGCUCAUAAAAUGAUAUUUGCGGUCCUCCUCUGCUAUGUAAAAUAAGAAAUAGUUAUUUUAUCAACUUUUUUAUUUUUCCCUCAACGUUUGUAGUAAUAAUUAUAGUCAAUAAUCAAUACACAUCUUCAGUUGACAACGCCAGUUUCUAUGUACAUGAGGAUUUGCCUCAACGAUUAUGGGUUGUACACAAGAAGUAAUGAGAUAAAAAGCCAAGUUAAGCCGAGAUCUGCUGCAAAUUAAUAUAUUUCUAGAAUUUUCA
Morus notabilis is the source of this 2605-nucleotide messenger RNA. RefSeq names its product nuclear poly(A) polymerase 1. Lineage: Eukaryota; Viridiplantae; Streptophyta; Magnoliopsida; Rosales; Moraceae. The coding region runs from base 66 to 2354 and encodes 762 amino acids. The transcript is spliced from 12 exons. Gene Ontology annotation, molecular function: poly(A) RNA polymerase activity; RNA binding. Gene Ontology annotation, cellular component: nucleus. The record is from RefSeq and is a predicted model, not a curated record.